Penicillium coprophilum is the source of this 1905-nucleotide messenger RNA. RefSeq names its product Zn(II)2Cys6 transcription factor. Gene Ontology annotation, molecular function: zinc ion binding; DNA-binding transcription factor activity, RNA polymerase II-specific. Lineage: Eukaryota; Fungi; Ascomycota; Eurotiomycetes; Eurotiales; Aspergillaceae. The transcript is spliced from 7 exons. Bases 1 to 1905 code for a protein of 634 amino acids. Gene Ontology annotation, biological process: regulation of DNA-templated transcription. The record is from RefSeq and is a predicted model, not a curated record.
AUGUCGACCGAGUCAUUCGAGAAGCAGGGGCCUCAAUUAGUGUGUGAUCUCUGUCAUUCACGCAAGGUCCGGUGCGAUAGGCGCGAUCCAUGUGGCAAUUGCCAGGAUGCAGGCAUAUCCUGUAAUCGUCGGCGAACUGUGAAGCGCAAGUGUCUUAGUACUCGCCCCCGGGCUCACUCCCGCAGCCCUUCACACAGUUCUCGACGAAAAGUAACACCUGAUCACCAUUUUGAUGAAGUUCACUUGACAGAUGAAGUUAUACCAGUCCUCCGCUCUAACCCAAGUCGUAAUUUCGAUCUACGUGGGGUUAAAACUGGGGUUUUAUCUGAUCCGGUUUAUGAUGCCCAAAUGACAAUCCAGCAUCAACUAUGCAAUCUGCCGGGUCUCACUCUAGCCAGACGCAGUGUGCUCGAAACAGCUUUGUCUAUUAUCAAGAUCUUGUCUGACAAUUCCAGAUCGCUGGUACAAGACAGCCUUAACGAUCAUCAAGAGCAAGUUUCUUCUCGGAGUCUGUCCGUUGAAUUUCUUACCUGGAUGUUGAAAGAUAUCCGAACGGACAGAUUUGGAAUCUUCGUUGCGGAUUACUUUCGACAUCUUUCUAUUCCAUCAUUGAAGAAGAUGGGUCUUUCACUCCUUCGCGGCAACGUAUCGACUCGCGAAUCAAUCAUCUACACCGUUUGCGUGAAUGCCGUCGCCUACAAGUUCCUCAUUACGCUUGUAAAUCUUGAAGAAGACACCGACCUUGCCUUUGAGUUGAAGAAAAAUUCCACAGAAUAUCGAGCAGCAGCUCAGGCCGCAUUAAAGCAGAUCCCUCUGCUGAUACCCCCGUCUCUCGCGCUAUUACAGGCUAUCAUAUGUGGUAUAUUCCUUCAUCAAGGGUGUGGAGACGUCGAUCUAAGUGGAGACCUCACCAAGGCCGCCUGUAACACCUGCAUUGACUUGGAUCUUCCAACGAAAGUUUUCUGUGGAAAUGCAAGCGAGGAAGAGCUUUUCUGUUUCCUUUGGUGCUACAUUUUGGACAGAAACUAUGCGUUCAAAUCACGAAAUUCACGCUGCCUUCUCGACGUUCAGCUACCGGCCACUUUCAACGAUCUUUAUCCAACUUACCCUCCCAUAGCCGAACACUUCUCGGUUUAUCUAGAUCUUGCUCGGGUGCAGGAUACAAUGCUUUCAUAUCUUCCCGAUAACUCAUUGAAUCACAGCAAUUCCUUAUUACUAUAUGGCACUGGAGAAUACAUGUUGCUGCAGAUGCAAUACAUCGAGCAAAGAAUGACAAACAUUGCUUCCUUGUCGUUUGAGUGGAAAGGACUCGACUCGCAGACCGAAAUGUCCGCCCUCAAGUUCGCCUAUCAAUCAGUCAUGACCGGAAUCCUAUACCUUCUCCAAUCCGAUCCUGGCCAAAACAUCUGCUCAACAGAGAGCUAUCUUCAAUCAGCGCGUCGGGAACUUUCAGCACUUGUAUCCAUGUGUCAAUCGGCGAAGAAGCAAACUGCAGUCAAUUUUUUGAACUGGACGAUUUUGCUCUACCCAGCGACGGCAUACCUCAUUCUAUUCUGCAAUGUCAUCGCGACAUCUGACAUCGGCGAUUUCAACCUCAUGAAAGCAAUUGCGGAUUGCCUCGCUCAGAGUGGAAUCAGCUACCCUCUUGUACAAUUACGAACACUCUACCAGAAAUUCUUGGGCCUUUCUCAGGAGUUUUUCAACGAUGAGCGCAAUGCGCUUCAACGGAUCAGUGCGCCUCAACUGGGAAGUCCGUUGACUGACCCUGUUGAGAACCCAUUUGCGAUUACAUGGGGUGCGGAUGAUUCAAUUUUCAACCAGUUCGUUUUCACUGGAUCAGAGAGUUUCUCUGGUAUGUUGAGUCUGCCGGAGCUUGAUCCGUCUCUGCCAUACAAUUUUGAUUGA